Molecule: messenger RNA, 1959 nt
Organism: Tripterygium wilfordii
Lineage: Eukaryota; Viridiplantae; Streptophyta; Magnoliopsida; Celastrales; Celastraceae
Product: trihelix transcription factor GT-2-like
Exons: 2
Coding region: 47-1789 (580 amino acids)
Source: RefSeq, a predicted model, not a curated record
CCCCUCCCCCCCAAUCCUCACUUUUUGUGUAACUGCUAUAGCUAAAAUGCAUAGGGAGGAGGAGGAUUCAAGUGUUCAAGCAAAUUCUUCCGUCGUGGCAACAACCCAUCAAGGUGGUGAUGCUGGAGUUGGUGGUGGUGGUGAAGAAGCUAAGAUUAACAGAAGUAAUAUUGAUGAAGUUGAGCGGCCGAUCGGUAACCGGUGGCCUAGACAAGAGACCUUGGCCCUAUUGAAGAUACGUUCUGAUAUGGACCAACAAUUCCGUGGCUCCAGCCUCAAAGGUUCAUUAUGGGAAGAAGUAUCAAGGAAACUAGCUCAGCUUGGUUACAAUAGGAGUGCCAAGAAAUGCAGAGAGAAAUUUGAGAAUGUUGCCAAGUACCACAAUAGAACCAAAGAUGGUCGGAACAGUAAAGCCGACGGCAAGACUUAUCGGUUUUCCGAUCAAUUAGCCGCCCUAGAAAAUCAUCCUCCACAUCCGCCACCGCCACCGCCACAAAAGCCUCAAGUAGUGCUAAUGCAAAGGACUAAUAAUCGUCCGGGUACUGUGUCUGAUAUUACUGUUCCAUCAUCAACAACAAACCCUAGAAAUCUCUCUCAAUAUAUUGUCACACCAACAAUACUAACAAACCCUACACUUCCUUCUCAAAACAAUACUAUCUCCAGUACUUCUAAUUUCCCCAAUGUUUCAGCGAAUCCCUUUUCGAGUUCGACGUCUACUUCCACCGCGUCGGAUGGGGAAUUCCAAGGGCGGAGAAAGAGAAAAAGGAAAUGGAAGAACUUCUUUGAGAGGCUAACCAAGAAAGUGAUGAAGAAGCAGGAAGAGUUAGAAUCGAAAUUCUUGGAAACGAUAGAGAAAUGCGAACACGAUCGGAUGGUAAGAGAAGAGUCAUGGAGGAUGCAAGAAAUGUCAAGAAUCAAUAGAAAACAUGAGAUUUUUGUUCAAGAAAGAUCCGCCACAGCAGCCAAAGAUGCAGCAGUAAUUGCAUUGUUAAACCAAAUGUCCGGAUCACAACCACCGGCAUUUCAUCAAACACUUGUCAAUCAAGAAAAACCAUCACCACAACCACCACCUCCUCCUCCUCCAGCUCCACCACAACACCACCAGUUGCCACCACCGCCCUCGGCGAAUUUCUAUACACUAAAAAGGGUUGAAAAUGUAAAGGAAAAUAGUCACAUUGCUGUAACUUCAACCUCUUCUAGAUGGCCAAAACCAGAAGUUCAAGCUCUAAUUACUCUGCGAACAAGUCUUGACAUAAAGUACCAAGAAAAUGAACCGAAAGGGUCGUCAUGGGAGGAGAUCUCAGCCGGAAUGCGAGAAUUGGGAUACAACAGGAGUGCCAAGAGAUGCAAAGAAAAGUGGGAAAACAUAAACAAGUACUUCAAGAAAGUUAAAGAGAGCAAUAAACAAAGGCCUGAAGAUUCCAAAACAUGUCCUUAUUUUCACCAGUUGGAUGCUCUAUACAAAGACAAGAUCAACAACAGCAAGGUGGGUGGUUCUUCUUCUUCUACUAAUUCUGGUAAUUUUGUUGUCAAGCCGAUUGACACAUAUAUGGAGCCAUUGAUGGUCUGUCCAGAACAACAAUGGCCUCUUCAGCAAGAAAGUAGAAAUAAUAACCAGAUUCAAUCAGUAAUGGAGGAUAGUGAGAGGGGUGGUAUCAUGGAUCAGAAUCAAGAAGAAGAAACUGAAGAAGAUGGAGAUACUGAUGGCGAUAAUGAUGAGGAGGAGGCUGAUGGAUUUGAGUUGGUACCAAACAAACAAGUUUCAAUGGCCGCUACUACUGGUGAGUAAAAGCAUUUUUGUACUGUGACCGUAAUUGUCUAGAGUUUGCAAUUCUCAUCUAAUGAUUUACUAGAUAUGUAUGCCACUUCAAAUCACAUUUUAUUUUUGUGCUUUUAAAAUUUGUCAGGUUUUUUCUUGGUUAUUAGAUGAGAAUCGUAGAUUCUUGAGAAUUUCCCGUU